GGCUGUUGCUGUAGUGGAGUGUACUGUCCCUUUAAGAAGGUGGGUCUGGGUGUGGUUUCCACUGUGGACAUCAUGUGGCGCUGUGGAACUGGCGGUGUUGGAGUUUAGAAUGGGCAGACCGACAGACUGAUAAAGUGGACAGGCAGGUUUGGACCAGGUCAGGAGACAGUUGUUUUUCCCCACUUUAAAAAGAAAUGUAGCUUUUCAGAGUUAUCAUGAAGAUAGUGGAGACCGCAGCGCUGCUACAGCUGUGUUUAUAUGCGACAGCCACAGUUUGGGCUCAAAGCUCUACCGACACCGUGACCGCUGCGGCGGGCGACACCGCGAUACUUCCGUGUUACUCGACCGGAAACGUGACUCCGUCCUUAACGAGGUGGACCAAAGAUGGACGAGAAGUCCUCAGCGGAGACUCUGCAGCUGGACAGCGGCUCAGUGUGCUGCCUGACGGGAGUCUGAACAUCAGGGCAGUGAGUCCUGAGGACGAAGGGAGCUACCUGUGCAGCUCCACUCUGCCUCUCCACGCCAGCUUCCGGGCUGAAGUCCAGUUACGAGUCGUCGGUGGUCCAGAGAGUCUCUCUACAUUCAUUAGUCCUGCAAAAGCCCUGCCCAACGGAACGCUGGUCACCUAUCGGGGUUCGACCAUCUUCUUUAACUGUUCCAGCAGCUCGAAUGCUUCCCGGCAGCUGUCCUGGGCCUUCAGAGGAGCCUCCUCAGGCAACAACUCUUUGGUUUCAUCCACAGGAUCAUGGCUGCACUUCUCCAUAGAGGACAUUCAGCCCAGCGCUCAGGGAAAUUACAGCUGCAGGUCCCGCAACACUGUCUCUCAUCAGACGACCAAUAUAAGCACACAGCUGCUGGUGUACCAUGUUCCAGAUAGGCACCCUGAGUGUCUGUGGAAGCUCGCACAAGACACCUACCACGUCCACUUCAUCUGCAGCUGGGUGGAUGCGUAUCCCCCGGCGAACCUGAGCUGGGUUGAAAGCCACGGUGGACCCGAUGAGGUGUACAUUCUUUUAAGCAAAGUGAGCCCCAGCCUGUCGGUGACACUGAACCGCUCCGUGCUGUUCGACGGCCAGACUGUGGCGUGCGUGGCAAAGCACGAAGCACUGCCUCCAGGAACCAAGAAGGAGUGUUCGUUUACCAUCGUGCCUCCGUUUCCUGAAGGUGAGCCUCUGGUUACCACUCUGGAGGAGACCAAUGUCACUUUAACCUGCACAGAGAAGCAGUCCACACCUCCUGCACACACCGCAUGGAAGAGAGGGCUCAAGCAGGAGGACAUCAUUCCUGGAUCAAAGUACAUCCUGUCUGUGGACGGCCCCGUCUUCAAACUGACAAUCAUCAACGUCGGCAAAGACGAUGAAGGCAUCUACUUCUGUCGCAGUGAGAACCCCCUCACUGUCCGCGAGCUAGAAGUCUACCUCACUGUGAAGACGUCCUCUGUGUACACAGGAGCGAUCAUCGGUGUGUUUCUGGCCGUGCUGAUAGUUGGCUCAGCCAUCAUCAUCGCUAAAAUGUUGUACUCCAGCCGUCACCGAGUCUGCCUCGGAGGUGGACUGGGGCAAGCGGAUCAGGACAGAGAAGACGUGGUGAGUCUGGUGGAGUCAGAUGAUGAGCAGAUAUUCCAAGACACUGUUCCCCGCCUGCCUCCAUUAACCAACGGAUGUAACACAACGCUCGUUCAGAUCCACGGGAUCCCAUCGAGUGAUCAGGAAGAUACCGAACCCCCUGACACAAGUUCACAGCAGCAAGAUGAUGUAGAAAAAGAGGAGCCAGUCACGCUUGUGACAUAUUAAGGUGUUGGGAUAGUUUUAUUUUAGGAAAAUAACAUUUACUUCUGAAGAGACUGUGAACAGAAUUGGUGGAAGAUGCAUGUUUAUAACAUUUGAUUGAACUUUUUUAAAGGGUUGUAAACUUUUUAAAGCUUAUUUAUGUGUUUCUUUGUACAGUUUGUUAAAUAUUUCUUUAAUUUUGAGAUACAUAAAUGGAGCUGCUGAAACAAA
Messenger RNA from Thalassophryne amazonica, 2000 nucleotides. RefSeq names its product V-set and immunoglobulin domain containing 10 (gene vsig10). Lineage: Eukaryota; Metazoa; Chordata; Actinopteri; Batrachoidiformes; Batrachoididae. The coding region runs from base 216 to 1793 and encodes 525 amino acids. The transcript is spliced from 9 exons. The record is from RefSeq and is a predicted model, not a curated record.